GACCAGAGACUGCAGACAGUACAGGAGAUGACCAAGAGACUGCAGACAAUACAGGAGAUGGACCAGAGACUGCGGACAUAGUACAGGGAAUGAACAGAGACUGCGGACACAGUACAGGGAAUGAUCAAGAGACUGCGGACACAGUACAGGGAAUGAUCAAGAGACUGCAGACGGUACAGGGGAUGAUCAAGAGACUGCAGACAGUACAGGAGAUGACCAGAGACUGCAGACAGUACAGGGGAUGACCAGAGACUGCAGACAGUACAGUGCCGUCGUGGGAAGACUGCGCAGCGCUGGACCGAUGAACAGACGCACUGACAUUUUUACAGGAGAUGGACAGAGAC
Molecule: messenger RNA, 344 nt
Organism: Staurois parvus
Lineage: Eukaryota; Metazoa; Chordata; Amphibia; Anura; Ranidae
Source: the annotation of a GenBank genome assembly